Messenger RNA from Tinamus guttatus (white-throated tinamou), 2191 nucleotides. NCBI's taxonomy places the organism in Eukaryota, Metazoa, Chordata, Aves, Tinamiformes, Tinamidae. The record is from RefSeq and is a predicted model, not a curated record.
AUGUCGCUGGCGCGAGGCUGCUGCACUGGGAAAACAGGAGCCUGGAGCUGCAGAGCCGGCUCCUGCCGGGCCCACGAUGGAGCCGUGCCAGCCCCGGCGGCCCCAGCUCCCCCCGACGCCUCCCUGCGCUUCCAGGGACACGCUCUCCUGCCCAGCAAGCGGAUCCAGGAUCCCACUCUCUGGCCCGCGCUGGCAGCCAAGUGGGGGCAGCAGCAGCUGGAGGAUGGAGCCGCAAGCUGGGGUGGGAGCAUCUCCCGCUCCCAACCUGCGGAGCACAGAGCUCCGGUGGAGGCCCCGGUGCUGCGGGAUAACGGACUGAACGCCCGCCCCAGAGGCGGCGGCGCUGCCCAGGGCCCGGAUUUCCGCACCGCGUCCGCGGAGCUCCGGCCGGGAGGGAAGGUCAUCGCUCAGGGCCGCAUAGGCCGCCGCGUCACCGCUCCGUGCCUCGGUUUCCCCAUCUGCUGCGGCGAGAUAACGCUCGCCGGCGUGAUCCUGCGCUAUCUCCCGGGAAGGAUAUCGUGGCAUGUGCUGCGAACAGAAUGGCUCAAGCGGGCUGAGAAACAGCAAACUUUGACAGUCGGGCUGUUCCAGCUGCAGAAGAAUUUGCUGAUGACCCUGUUCAGAGUUGUCCUCUUUUCUCUUCUACAGGAUUAUAUCUGCCCCCGGUGUGAAUCUGGUUUUAUUGAAGAACUUCCCGAAGAGCCAAGGAACACUGAAAACGAGACCAGCUCCUCCACAGCAACCAGCGAGCAGAGCAGGCAUCCUUUUGAGAAUGUGGAUCAGCACUUAUUCACCUUGCCGCAGGGCUAUGGCCAGUUUGCCUUUGGGAUUUUCGAUGACAGCUUUGAGUUUCCUUUCGGGUCCAACGUGCAAUCGGAAGACAACAGGGACUCCGAGAACCGCAGGGAGCGCGAGCACCAGUCUCGGCACCGAUACGGCGCGAGGCAGCCCCGAGCCCGUCUCGCCGCGCGGCGUGCCGCUGGCAGGCACGAGGGAGUCCCCACGCUAGAAGGAAUUAUCCAGCAGCUGGUCAAUGGAAUUAUCGCACCUACAACAAUACCAAACCUAGGACUAGGCCCUUGGGGAGUCUUGCAUUCAAAUCCAAUGGACUAUGCCUGGGGUGCAAACGGCCUGGAUGCAAUUAUUACACAGUUACUAAAUCAGUUUGAAAACACUGGACCACCACCAGCAGACAAAGAAAAGAUUCAGGCCCUCCCCACCAUACAGAUCACGCAGGAACACGUAGACUCUGGGUUGGAGUGUCCUGUGUGUAAAGAAGACUAUACAGUUGGGGAAAACGUCCGGCAGUUACCUUGCAAUCAUCUAUUCCAUAACAGCUGCAUAGUCCCCUGGCUGGAACAGCAUGACACGUGUCCUGUGUGCCGGAAAAGCUUAAGCGGACAAAACACUGCCACAAACCCCCCAGGACUCACAGGGAUGAAUUUCUCUUCCUCCUCCUCCUCCUCUUCCUCCAGCUCACCAAGUAACGAAAACUCAUCGAACAACUCAUGAAUCUUAAUCCGACCCUCUGUCCCUGGGGCCCUGUCCACUGUCCUUCCUCCCUCCCCAGCCAACAUAAGCAACGAAAGGGGCUUCCAGAGCAGAGCGAGGGGAGGGUGGCGGAGGGAGCAGGACCCCCAGAAAUCCCUUUUGAGUUCUGAAGACACACAGAGACUCUGGGCUCUUCAGAGACGAGAAGCCUCAAGUUCUGUGCCGGGGGGGAGAGCUCUGUCUAUUAAUACAUCCCUUUGCCGCGUGGACUUUCCAACAUUGCAGCGAGAGGCUGCUGCGCCCCACGGAUGGGAAACCCAAGGUGCUGAGCUAGCGCUUGCAAUCCUGAAUGGAAAGGUUGUUUGUAUGGGUUUGAAUUUGAGAUUCCUUUCUUUUCUUUCUUUUGCUCCUCCUCCUCCCCUUGGAUACUAUCUCUUCUGCUUUGGAGAUUGAACCUUUAAAAGGAAAGCAUCGUAAUACUGCCUCCCUCCCAGGAUUUCCAGCCAGGGAGGGAAAAUAGUUGUCACUGAAAAAAGUGAACUCUUGAAAUAGACCCAGGAUAGAGGAUCAUCCUUCCCCUCCCCAUCUCAAUUCCCAUUUAUUUUUCUUUAUAACCUUGCCCUUCUGAUACUCAACACUGAAAGGGUUUUUAUAAUUUUAAAUUAUUACUGCUGUUAAAUAAAUGGACGUUUCAGCUCAA